UUAUAAAUACGGUUUCCAAAAACUGUCAACAGAAGCGGGCUGUGGUUUUUUCGGGCCGGGCUGAGCCCUAUGCAUAGUAAUAAUUGUCUUCAGAAAUAGCGCAGUUACGUUAUCAAAGCGCCAUUGGAGAUUUCGCCAAGAAGAAAGGAAGAUGUGGAGAAAUCCAGCUGCCAAUUUGCUGAGGCGUGCGCUGAGAUCCCCGGUUUCGUCUCACGCCGCUCGAUUAUCAACACCGGCGCCGUCAAUCCGCCGCUACAGCGCCGGCGAGGGAGAGGGGGAUGGGAAUGGGAAUGGGAAUGCGAUGACGUAUGUAGAGGCGAAGAGAUUGAUGAGGCUGGUGAAUGUGGGGGCGCUGAAGGAGAAGCUAGGGAUGGAGGACAAGGAGGUGAUUCCCUACGCGGAGCUUCUCCAAGCGUGCGAGAGCAUCGGCGUCGCGAAGUCGGCGGCGGAGGCUGCGGAGUUUGCUCGAGUGCUGGAUGAGGCCGGGGUUGUAUUGCUGUUCCGCGACAGAGUGUAUCUCCAUCCCGAUAAGGUUGUAGAUUUGGUUAGGAAGGCAGUGCCCCUUUCCCUUAUGCCUGAAGACGACGCUUCCAAAGUCGAGCUCCAGGAGCUGCAGGAGAAGAAGGAGCAAAUUGAUAUGCUGGCACACAAGCAAGUCCGUCGUAUAUUGUGGACUGGAUUGGGGCUUGCUGUGUGCCAGGUCGGACUCUUCUUUCGUCUCACAUUCUGGGAAUUUUCUUGGGACGUAAUGGAGCCAAUUGCCUUCUUUACAACCACAACGGGGAUAGUCAUAGGCUACGCCUAUUUCCUGAUCACUUCAAGAGAUCCGUCAUACCAAGAUCUGCUGAAGAGGCUCUUCCUCUCGAGGCAGAGGAAGCUCAUCAAGAGGCACAAUUUUGAUAUCCAGAGGCUGUUGGAGUUGCAGAAGAAAUGCAGGGUGCCUCAUGAUACAUGUUCAUCCAUCAAGAAACGGACUGGGGUCGAAUUGGAACCGGAGGACCUUCUUCACAAUCGUUGAUACCUUGUUAUCUAGUAGAGUACUUGCUUUCACUUUUUAUCUCUCAAGGAAAAAAAAAGUCUCACAAUUAACCAAAAGCUCCAUAAAUUGCCAUGAUUUUUCUUGUGCUGCCUCAGCCAAUAUUUGGACUUGAGGUUGGAAUUUUCAAUACUACUUCUUAACUGUAGACCACAGAGGACUUGAAAAGUAACUCUGCCUCACCCUAGUAAUAUGUAUCAGCUUCUGACUGUCUUGAGGUGACAUAUAUAGUUUUGUGAUGCAUACAAAAUUGACCUUAAUGAUAUUGCAAUUUGUGCUUUACAUUCA
This is a messenger RNA of Salvia hispanica, 1324 nucleotides long. Its product is annotated as calcium uniporter protein 2, mitochondrial-like. Gene Ontology annotation, biological process: mitochondrial calcium ion homeostasis; calcium import into the mitochondrion. Gene Ontology annotation, molecular function: calcium channel activity; uniporter activity. NCBI's taxonomy places the organism in Eukaryota, Viridiplantae, Streptophyta, Magnoliopsida, Lamiales, Lamiaceae. Gene Ontology annotation, cellular component: uniplex complex. The record is from RefSeq and is a predicted model, not a curated record.